AUGGUUGACCUUGGCUCUCACAGCCACAAGCGCCGCGCGAGCGAGAGGGGUGAUAGUCCAGAUCGCGUCACUACCGUCUCUCUCGCAAGCGGAAGCAAGGGCUCGUUCUCAUUCGGUUUCACCGAGUCUUUACCUUCCUCCCCCUCUGGCCCCUCUUCAUCACCCCCGCGCAUCACCUGGCCUCAUCCCACGCCGGAAGCAUCCUUCUUCGGAUCGUCACCCUUCCUUGGGACGAAGUCUCCCAGUAAGGGCAAUGAGGAACGCUCGUCCAAGCGCCACUGCCCGAGGACAACAUUGUCGGCAACGAAUGUCGGACCUCCUUCCUUGAACUUCCCAACCCCAGCUGAAACACCCAUCAGCACCCGCUCAUCGCCGUCGGUAGCAGUUGAGGUCGUGGGAGCUCCCAGCCUGGUCCCGCUGCCCACGACGCCGCCCCUUGCCAAACCCCGCUCGCCAAGCCCCUCCGAUCCCAUUGAACCUUCCCAGUUCAGGCCCCGGCCCACACCAAACCUUUCCGAGAUGUUCGCGAGGGCAAAUCGCGACAAAUGGCGCCAGCGGUGCGAAGACCUCUUCAACCGCGCAGACCGCCUCAACUCUGAUGCCCGCCUCGAUGCCGACACUCGCUUUGAUGUCGACCUCAGCUUCGACGCGGACUGCUUCGAUGAGGAUGACGGUUUCGAUACAGACUGCUUCUUCUAUACCAAGGGUUUCUACAACAACAACGAUUCCGAUGACGAUGAAGCCCAUUACAACCCCACUGUAACAAAGGGCAUUCCCUCAGCCUGCUCGGUGAUGGGCAACAUGAUCCCCGCCUUAACGGGCGCAGCCCAGACAAUGCUUAGGUUUACAGACAUUCCCUGGCCGGUUCAAAUCCAAAUCCUCGGUCCAUGGAAGAAGAGCAUUUCCGCCAACAUAACGGAAGACGACGUAAACCCAGAGAACGUGAGGGCCUUCGUACACGCCCUCGCCGACGACGAGGGGGUGGACGCACGUCAGGUAGUGGCGGACGCCCUCUGGUAUUUCGACCCUGAUCGCUUCGACGACCAAGUCCUCCCCCGCAUCUGGGGCAGUGACCGCCGCGUCGUACAAGUUGGCGCCGAGACGGUCUGGCGCUCCCUUACUGACAUUCUUGCGCGCCCCGACACCUCGGAACUUACUCUCCUGGAGGUCAACGCCGGCAAUUCGCGCCAAUGGGAAGCGUCGCUGUUCGCCCCGACCGUUCGUCCGCUGUAA
This is a messenger RNA of Cutaneotrichosporon cavernicola, 1233 nucleotides long. RefSeq lists its product as uncharacterized. The record is from RefSeq and is a predicted model, not a curated record. The transcript has a single exon. NCBI's taxonomy places the organism in Eukaryota, Fungi, Basidiomycota, Tremellomycetes, Trichosporonales, Trichosporonaceae. The coding region runs from base 1 to 1233 and encodes 410 amino acids.